Limulus polyphemus (Atlantic horseshoe crab) is the source of this 4393-nucleotide messenger RNA. RefSeq lists its product as uncharacterized. Gene Ontology annotation, molecular function: guanyl-nucleotide exchange factor activity; small GTPase binding. Bases 154 to 3774 code for a protein of 1206 amino acids. Gene Ontology annotation, biological process: signal transduction; vesicle-mediated transport. The transcript has 19 exons. The record is from RefSeq and is a predicted model, not a curated record. Gene Ontology annotation, cellular component: cytosol; endocytic vesicle. NCBI's taxonomy places the organism in Eukaryota, Metazoa, Arthropoda, Merostomata, Xiphosura, Limulidae.
ACGCCGCCCGAUGAGGCAGUAACUAUAUUAAAUUUCUGUAAUUGUAAGUAGAGUUAGGUUAUUUAAUGAAAAGUUAAAAAUUAAUGGAACUAAACACGGUAAUUUAUGGAGUAAUCUAGUCGUUGCAUAUUGUCAGUUUGACAUCGUAAAUCUAUGAAUUCUUUGGAUUUGGAAUUAAGUCUGAAGUUAACUGAACUUGAACAGAUGCUGCAAGACUUGGACUUUUACACACAUACUCAUAAUAGGUAUAUAAGUGAAUCAUUUUGUAAAGAGAAGACUAUUCCUGAUAUAAAACUGUUGAGCAACAGCCAUAUUGAAGAAUUUGAACCAUUUAAGUCCAGAUAUCAACUGAAUCAAGAAGAUGUUAGAAGUACAAGAAAAGAGAGACCAAAAGAAUCAUCAACUAGAUGCAGUACUGGUAGGAGUUUUGCAGAAUGCAAGUCUACAUGUAAACCUGUCUUUCAGUCUACUGAUGGGAAUAGUACCCUUCCUCGCUCUCUUAUGUGUCCAGUUUCUUCUGCUUUCUUGUGUUCUGAUCUAUCCUCACCUGUUUGUUCUGUGGUUUUAUCUGCACAGCCUUCUACUAAGUCUCACAGCAAUUUUAAUUCAUCUUGGAAGAAGGCAGACAACUCCAUUGUUUCAGAACAUGAUCUACAACCAUUUCCUAUUGAUAUGAUGGAACGAUUAAACCAAACAAGACCAGUUUGGUUUCUUCCCAAUAAAAGUAGAGAAAGUACCACUCACUGUCUUCGGGGUAGAAAGAAAGGGAAUUUCAUUGUGAGGAAAUCAAGCUUACUGGAUACCUAUGCUUUGACAGUUCUUCUUUCUGAAGAUUCCCGGUUUGUUGAGCAUUACCUUAUAAAUGUUCUACCUGAUAACACGGUCAAAUUAGAAGGAUCUCAAAUUACGUUUUCCAGCAUACUGUUGCUUGUUUCUCAUUAUUGUCAAUGCUGUGAUGAACUUCCAGUCAAACUUUGUUUGCCUGAUGCCUUGGCUCAAGCUACGACUUCUACUGAUUUAUCCUUACUUGCUCAUUUAGGCGAAGAAUUUUGGGAAUCUUUCUCAGCUCAAGAAUGUGUAGGGAAUCACACAAUUAGUGAGGAAAAUGCAGUUUCACAAGAGAAUAUAAACCAAACUACCUUUAAGACUUUAAGAACUCAUUGUGAGAAACUUGCACCUGAAGAUCCAAUGCUGUGUAGAAAUGUGCUUUCAGUGAAAGUACCUCCAUCUUUUUCUCAUGGUAACAUGAAAAAUAAUUAUGAAGGCAGCAGUUGCAACAACUCCUUAUCAGUUACUCAGGAAUCCAGAACAAACAUUUUUUUCACACCUGGCUUAGAGAGAGAGAAUUCAAGCAACAUUGAUUUAUCAAAUGUAGAAUUGGAAGUUAAACAUAAAAAAAUACGAGCUUCACACAGUCUACGUGAAGAUAUUAAUGAUAGCAAUGCAGUUUGUUUUCACAGUAGCUUAGAUGAUAAGGUCAGUGAUUAUGAAGACUUGGAGAAACUUGAUACUUGCAAUAGUCCUAGCCCAUCCAGCAAUGUAGACUUUGAGAACCAGAAGCAGCAAGAUUCCAUUAUUUUGGAUAUAGAGAGCCAGAGCACAGAAGAUUUUGGAAAAGAACUACUAUUUAAUUGCAAUCAAACACAUGAAACAACAAAAGUCACUUCACCCAACCUUCAGCAGGAACAACCGGCUGAAAGAGCUGUUCAUAGUGGUUCAUUCAAAAUUCAAAAUACCUCUACUGUGAUUACAGAUAUGGAAUAUGGAGACCCUAGUAGUCCGUUAUAUGCUGUUCCAGUUGAUGCAGUUAAUAAUGAACAUGUUUUAGAACGCUUGGAAACUACCCAGAAUUCAAUCAUAUCAAUGCCACAUCCAGAAAAGCUUAAACCUCAGAACUGCCUGAGAGACAGUUUCAUGAGAAAUGAAAAUGGCCUUAGUUCCAUCAGUAAAACAGUGCUUAAUGGUCCUGAAGUUUUCUCUCAGAAACAUCACUCUGAAACACAGGACCCUGGGCAAAGGUCAGAAGAACAUAUUAAUUAUUUUAAACAUUGCAAACCUAAAGAAGGAAAUGUUCAUUUUUCAUCAAACGUCAGUAAUGAAGAGUUAAAUAUACCAGAAAAACCUCACAUUUCUUUUAAGAGACUUCAGUGCCAAGAAGGAUGGGCCUCAGAUUCAUCGUGGGAAUGGUGUGAUCUUGAAGAAGUGAAGAAGGAAAAACAGUUGCAGAAUACAAAGUCCUUAUGUGUAGCAUCUGAUUUUACCAAAUAUGAAAAAUUGGAAGGAAUCAAGGAAUUAGAAGAUAAAGUGACUGUUCUUGUGGAUUAUGAUGAAAUUGCAACAUUUUCUAAACAUUGGAAUCAAGAGACAUGCGAUUCUUUCUUUCAUCCUGCACAAGGAACUUGUAUUGAAAAAUAUAACAAUGAAAAGAAAGAAACAUCAAGUUGUGAUACAUCACAUGACACAGCAUUAUUGAAUAGUGGCAGAGAAUCAAACAUUGAUGUCCAGAAUCAGGAUUUAACAAACUUUUUGGCAGAUGACUGUGUGAAAAGAAGUUGCAGUGUCCAUACUUCAGGUCAUGUAACAACUGCACCAUGGAAUAUUCAUACACCACAAGAUGAAGUUAUUAGAAACUAUAUUUUCAGCUUAGCUAAUGACAAUAGUACAUUCUUUGCCAAGAAGAUUGAUAGCUUCAUAAAAUGUACCAAGGAAAGCCAACAAGUAAAUCCAGAAGAUUACCUCAAACGUAUCAGACAGUUCAUGAGUGGCUUGAGUAACUUUCUAGUGAAGAAUGGGGAAGGAAAGUUUGUUGAACUAAUAAUGCAAGAACGAGGCAAGCUACAAGCGAACAAGUUUUUGAACAUGGAUUUGAUAAUAGAGGAAACUCUUCAUGAGCUGGUGAUCAAACCAUUGAAGGAUGAUAUAUAUUUAAUUUUAAAUCAUAAAUAUUCACGGGAUAAUUCAUUAUUUUCACUAAGGGAAGGCAUAAAAUAUGCUAAAAGUAAGACUCCUCGGGAACUUGGAAUUCGGAAGGUAUUGGAACCACCAGGCUCGGGCUGUCUUGCUGUUGUAAAGACAUAUUUUAAACAAAUGGAAAAUGAACACUCUCCUUUGAAGAAACUUGAGAACCUCUUAAGAGCAAUGUCUAUUGUGUGCAAUAGUGUGAAUGAUACUGGAAGUACCCAAAGAAAAGAGCAUACUUCUAUAGGUGCUGAUGACUUUCUUCCAAUACUUGUCUAUGUUCUUUCUCAAUGCGAGCUCACCUCAGCUGAGAUAGAAUUUAAUUACAUGUGGGGUUUGUUACACAGUUCAUGGCAUUUAGGAGAGGGUGGAUAUUACUUGAUCACUCUCAGCAGUGCUGUCCAUGCUCUGAAACAGUUAUAUCUGGAGUCUGUGAAAAUUACAAGGAAACCUGUACAUCCACUGUUCACUCCAUUGAAACAGCCUGAAGGAGAAACCCGGUUACCAAGUAUCUGUGACCUGCAGGGUUACCUGAAGGUCAUGUUUCCUGAUGAGGGCAGUGGAGACGUCCUCUAUAAGACCUUGCCUGUUCCCCCUAAUAUGACAACUAAAGAAGUUUGUAGAAUGGCAGCUUCAAAAUUUGGUGUUACUAAUGCACAAGAUUAUGGCUUGUUUAAAUUAGUUGGAGAUGUUGAAUUCAAGCUCAUAGAAUGCGAAUGCCCACAGACAGUGAAAGCUGAAGCAGUGGCCUGUGACAAAGACAUCUCUUUUAUCUACAGACGCUGUGAAGGCAAGUUUGCUUGGCCUUACUGGUGAUAGGUUGAGGAAUUUUCUGAGUGCAUCAUUUAUUACUCACCAGCUAUAUCACUAAGACAUUUGGAAAUGCUCAAAUAAUGAUUUCCAUAUUUUAUUUAUAAUUAUAAAAGUGGCACACUUGCUCUUGAGUGAACUUAUAUAAAUACCUAUGUUAUAUAUGAACACAUGAUUUUCAGUAAUACAGGUAUUAGCAUUGAAUAUCUUUCUCUCGUAUGUACUUCAGGUACAGUGUAUCUUUCUACUUAUAACUGAUUCAAACACAAUUAUUCUAAACUUGGUUAAGAUUCUGUUGUUCACUACACUAUAUUAUCAAGUUUCUAUAAGAGCCCAGUUAUGUGUUAUGAACCAGUAACUCUUCAUCUCUCUGUUUCUUGAACCUUCUAAGUAUGCAUGCUCCAUUUAAUCCUAUUAAAAUGACAUGUAAUACAAAUCAUGUAAAAACAGCAAGCUUUUUAUUGUAUCAUAAAAUUAGAAAAGAUAUAUAUAUUGAGGAUAAAACUGUUUAACAGGUCAAACAUACACGUAAUGCAGAUUGAGUGUUAAUUAUCUUUCAUUAACAUCGCCAUGAAUAAGAUAUGCAUAAAUAUUACCAUUAAUUUGAGAUAUAUCAAGUUAAAAA